Molecule: messenger RNA, 465 nt
Organism: Colletotrichum scovillei
Lineage: Eukaryota; Fungi; Ascomycota; Sordariomycetes; Glomerellales; Glomerellaceae
Exons: 2
Coding region: 1-465 (154 amino acids)
Source: RefSeq, a predicted model, not a curated record
AUGCGCUUCGUCCUACUCGCCACGUCCCUGGCAUCCCUCGCCGGCACCGUUCUCGCCAAGCCUGAGAAGAUCAGGGGCGUGACCGAUCCCGUCUACCACCUGUACCUCCAAGCCUACCCAAAAGACAAGUCGAUCCCCGUCCUGGGGCCCGAGGCGUCGGCAGAGUUCUUCAACAUUGCGGGAACCAUCCAGAGCGCCAACUCGAGCUCGUAUCUCAACAUUGGCGGCGAUGCUACGUCGUACAAGACUCUUUCGUUGAGCAACGCCUCCGGCACCAGCGCGUGGGGGCUCGAGGGUGAUACUAUCAUCACUACCCAGAGUAGUAGCUGGGGACGUCAGCUGAAUUUCUUGGUGUGUCAGCUGGAUACAAGCUAUUGGCAACUCUAUCUGCAGACCGGGAGUGAUGUGCCUAUCGGCAGGAACUGCAGCAAUUAUCAGACGAUCCAUCUGCCUUGCCUAUGCUAG